AAGUUCUUCUAUAAGAGAUCGGCGGACCUGACUUUGAACUUGGAUCAGCUCCUCCGUUUCCCGCCGUGCUGCCUGAAAUGGACUCAAGAAGGAGGAGAAGAGGAAGAAUGCCCCAAAUGCUGAGGCGGCACACUGGAGGCCGUGCGAUGGGGAGGUACGGCAUAACAAAUGCCUAAAGUUCAUUUUCGACGAGUGAACGGAGCAGCCGGAGGCACGAAAACGUAAGUUAACUUCCUUACUGAGCUUUCCAAGUGACAAGAAAAAAGGUCUGUUUGUAUGCUAGAGGUGGAAUGAUGCCAAAUAGUGAUCCCCAAGCCCCGUUUUGAAUAUUCUUGCUUUGUGGAUUUUACUGGCAACUGACAUAGUAUGCUUAAAUGCUCGAAUCGCUUUUAUUAGCUUUACAUGCCAUUUCUGCUUUAUAAAAUACUUUGAUAUCCACUCUAAUUGUAUAAAAGCAUAUGUUACACUCUGAGACUAUGCGAGUUAAAUGUUCUGAGGGCUUUUAGAGGUUUUAUUUGCUUUCGGAAUUGAAUUGAAGGCCGAAUCUAAUUCUCAUGCAGCUUGUAAAAAAGACCCACGAGCCAUACUUUGCCCACCCCUCUGUGAUUUUUUUUUUUGGUUCCCAGAUAUGGUGCUUGACCUCACUGGUGGUUUGUUUUUAAGGGUUGUUCAAAGCAUCCAACACGACAUGUCACCUCCAUUAUAGUGUGUGUGUGUGUGUGUGUUGUGUGGGGGGUGUCAAUGUGAGAAAUAGUGGAACAUGUGGGGCAAAAAAAAAAAAAGAGCAAACAAACAAGCAGUAAGAGGCUGUGUUGUGUGGUUCGGUGGUUGCGGUCACUCACAACCACUGGAGUCCUUAAACGGUAUUUAGAUUUUAUUGAUUUUUUUUAAGCAAACUGGAUGUCAAUUGAUUUUGCACAUAAAUUAUCGGCAUGCAUAUAAACCCAACAUAGCUAAUUAGGCACUAGUUGCUUAUAUGAUGGGAAGGGGAGGUAUUUAAUCCUUUAUUUAAAAAAAAGUUUAGAAUCAGAAGUUCAGAAGUCAUCCGUUGUUUUAAUUUUUCCUGAUUUUUUUCCAAAUAUACUUGUUGCAUGCCUUUAAACUUGACUGCAUCAUUGCAACAUAAUACGAAGAAAUACAAUCCUUUAUUGUGACCUUUAUUUUCUUUACAACACAGUCCCAUUGCAUCUUUAUUCCUGAUAUUGUCGUGACAUAUAUUGACAGAUUGGUAAAUUAAUUAAUAAGCAACAUCAGGUUAAGGUUUUAUUUACAAUAUAGUCAAAAUGCAUCAGAAGCCAUUGUUGAGAGAUGGAUAAAAGAUCUAAUCCCUUAUUUUCAUUGUUAACAUUAUUUCCAUACAAUGGCCCGGUGUCGCACUUAAUAUUUAAUCCUUAUAUUGUAAUAGAGUAAAUGCAGUCAUACAAAAAAUAAACACUCAUAUUUUUAGUAUGACUGUAGAUGCAAUGCAUGCAGUAAUUAUGAUUAUAUUUACAGUGUUGCCUAGCAGUCAAAAUGCAUCUUUUCUUUGAGCUAGUUUAUUGUGUGCAUUCAAAAAAAUCCUGCACACCCAACUUUAUACUAAAACUAAUUGCAUUGUAUUUAAUAGCAGUGUAAUAAAUAAAUAAAUAAAUACACUUUUUAGUGUUAUCGUAACAUGGACACGUAAUCGGCAUUUGCCUAUUGCUCACCAUUCUAUUCAUUGACUAGGGACGCAGCCAAUGAGAUGCAGUAGGUGUAAUAUACAUGUAUUAGAUGUGUAAUACAUGUGUAACAGUCAUUUGCUGCAUAUAACUACUCCCUUGUCAGUAUAUAAUAUGCAUUAACAACUUAAAACGAGCAAUUUGUAGUUAUUAUUUAUUUUCAAUAUGCUGUAGUCACCGUGCAUUCCAACAUUUGAGUCACAGUGAUGGGAGAAAAAAGGGUACAUGAAUUAGACUUUUUUUCCCCAUUCAUUUGCUCCUGUUUUCUCUUUGCAAUUCUUUUACCGUUUUAAAGACUUUUUUUUUUACUGUAUCUCGCAUGCGUAAAACAUGGACUCGUCCCACUUUUCGUUUUAUGUUCAUAAUAAGAAACAGCAACAGUUUCCACUAAAGAUGCCGAUGCAAUGUAUAAAAACACGCACCUCCUUUCUCUCUUUUACCCUACUGCCUUUCGCGAGCCCUCUUCUAAAAAAAAAAAAAAAAAAAAGUAGGCGGUAAUUAUUAGCGAAACAACGCCGCGUUACCUGCCAUUGGAGGGCCACCUGGGAUUGAUGAGGCGCGGCGGCCAAUGAGGCUGCGAGGAGCCCGUCAAGUGGCCCCAGUUAAAGGGGGCGUUAGAGGAGGAAGGGCCAGUACGCGGAGGAGCUUUUGGGACCCUCGGCGUGAGAAGAGACCCCGAGAGCGAACGAGACGCAGCGCACACCAAGCGAGUCGAGCGUGCGAGCAAGAAAGAGAGAGUAAGAGAGAGAGAGAAACAAUUUUGUUGACGUUUGUACUACUUUGAUGACAAGGAAGAAUUUGGACGCCCGAGAAGAGGCCGUUCCAUUUGGAUUUUUUUGCAUCUUCAUUAAACUUAAGCAGAAGUGAGUGUUUUGUUUGUUUUGUUGUUUGUUUUUGCGUGGAGCGCACCAGUCAGCUAUGUGGUUUCCCACGCCGAGUGCGUGACAGUAUCAGCUCUCUGUCGCUUCCUUCCGAACAAUUCCGUGCGUAAUUUGGCGAGAGUGAGUUUAGCCCGUAGGCAAGGUGCCAUGCUGCUGGACGCAGGCCACCAGUUCCCGGGUCUGGGCUCGUUCGCCCGCCACCACCCAGGGGCCGGAGACAUGCAGGAGCGAGACCUGAGCCUGGCCCAGAACACGUUCGUGGACUCAGCCCAUAUGGGCGCCUUCAAACUCAACCACGAGCUCUCCCCGCCGGGCCAGAGCUCCGCUUUCAGCAGCCAAGCGCCCGGCUACCCGGCGGCGGCUUUGGGCGCGCACGCCGCCCACGUCACGUCGUACGCGGGCUCCCCGUUCAACUCCACCCGGGACUUUCUGUUUCGCAGCCGCGGCUUCGGUGAGAGUUCCCCGGCCGGAGGUCAGCAUGCGCUCUUCGGCCCCGCGGCGGGCUCCCUGCACCCCACGCACCACCCUGCGGACACGCCGCAGGGCCACAUCUUGUUCCCGGGCAUCCACGAGCAACACGGGGCCCACGCGUCGGGCAACGUGCUCAAUGGGCAGAUGCGGCUCGGCUUAGCGGGGGAAGUGUUCGGCCGAUCCGAGCAGUACCACCAGGUGUCCAGCCCCCGGGCCGACGCGUACUCGGCGGCGCAGCUGCACAACCAGUACGGUUCCAUGAACGUGAACAUGGCCGCGCAUCACCACCACCAUCACCACCACCACCCGGGCGCCUUCUUCCGCUACAUGCGGCAGCAGUGCAUCAAGCAGGAGCUCAUCUGCAAGUGGAUCGAACCAGAGCAAUUGAGCAACCCCAAGAAGUGCUGCAACAAGACGUUCAGCACCAUGCACGAGUUGGUCACGCACGUAUCCGUGGAGCACGUCGGCGGGCCGGAGCAGACCAACCACAUCUGCUUCUGGGAGGAGUGCCCGCGGGAGAGCAAGCCCUUCAAAGCCAAGUAUAAGCUGGUCAACCACAUCAGGGUGCACACGGGCGAGAAGCCCUUCCCGUGCCCCUUCCCCGGCUGCGGCAAAGUCUUUGCGCGCUCCGAGAACCUCAAGAUCCACAAGCGCACGCACACAGGAGAGAAACCUUUCCAAUGCGAGUUUGAAGGCUGCGACAGGAGGUUUGCCAACAGCAGCGACCGAAAGAAGCACAUGCACGUGCACACGUCGGACAAGCCCUACCUGUGCAAGAUGUGCGACAAAUCCUACACGCACCCCAGCUCCCUACGAAAGCACAUGAAGGUGCACGAGUCAUCCCCGCCCGCUUCUGACUCCUCGCCAGCAGCCAGCUCGGGCUACGAGUCCUCCACCCCGCCGGGCUUGGUGUCGCCCACCACCGAGACCCAAAGCAACACCACACUGUCUCCGUCCUCGGUCGUGCACAGCAACACCAACCACAGCGGCCUCUCGUCCAAUUUCAGUGAAUGGUAUGUGUAGGAACCCCCACAAAUCAACACACACACACACACUCAAUUCACAGCACUGGACCCUCCCUAAAAGGAGAUUGGGACACACAUUAUUUUAUGAUCUUUUUUGUCCUUCAACACAACAGAGGGAAAUAUGUAUAAUAAAUUCAUAUUGUAAAUAGUGGACACUUUGGUUGUGCUAGAUUUGUCUUUUUCGGUGUCUAGAUGUUUCUUCAAUGGUAGCUAUCGCUCUAACUGGACUCCUAGUGCACAUAAUCCAAUAACAAUUUUACUCCAUAUUAUGAUUCUAAACAGGCAAAUUGAUUGUACUAUAAUAUAAACUUUUAAACGCCUAUGAACUGAAAAGCGUGCCAAAGUUGAACACACGGUCACAUCACGUUUAUCAUGCUUGUGAAUGUACAUCUUUCGUUGGUUUCUUUUUUAAAGAAAAAAGUUUGCCGGGCUUAACUUGUGCCGUUUUUUUGUGUGUCUGCGCUCUACAAAUCGUGACAAGCAAACAUGCUAUAUGUGGAAGGACUGUUGAUGAAAAAUGAAACUUUGUGUUGUUUUUCCUGUAACUCCUUCCUGUUUUGUGUGUGGGUGAAUGUGUAUGCGUGAGUGUAAAUAGCCAACUGCCAUAUUUAUCCAUUUGUAAUUAAAUUAUGGUAUUUACUUGCUACAGAUGAAACAGUAUUUAUAAAAAGAAUGUUUCUUUUUGUUUUGGACUAUAAAUAUGUAAAAUUUAAGAGCUUAAAAACUCAAGAGGCAGUUGUUUUUCGUCGUGCUUUUUUUUUUUUCCUGAAAAAAGUUUUAAGAAGUGUUUUCAUCCUGACUGUGAUAAAACAUUUGACUCCAUAUAAAUAUAAUUAAAAAAAAAUUGUUGCAAGUGCUAA
Messenger RNA from Syngnathus acus (greater pipefish), 4937 nucleotides. RefSeq names its product zic family member 2 (odd-paired homolog, Drosophila), a (gene ptprjb.2). Gene Ontology annotation, biological process: central nervous system development; regulation of transcription by RNA polymerase II. Gene Ontology annotation, cellular component: nucleus. Gene Ontology annotation, molecular function: DNA-binding transcription factor activity, RNA polymerase II-specific; RNA polymerase II cis-regulatory region sequence-specific DNA binding. Bases 2729 to 4075 code for a protein of 448 amino acids. The transcript is spliced from 3 exons. Lineage: Eukaryota; Metazoa; Chordata; Actinopteri; Syngnathiformes; Syngnathidae. The record is from RefSeq and is a predicted model, not a curated record.